Molecule: messenger RNA, 10089 nt
Organism: Prinia subflava (tawny-flanked prinia)
Lineage: Eukaryota; Metazoa; Chordata; Aves; Passeriformes; Cisticolidae
Gene: GTF2H2
Product: general transcription factor IIH subunit 2
Exons: 15
Coding region: 1218-2405 (395 amino acids)
Biological process (GO): nucleotide-excision repair; regulation of transcription by RNA polymerase II; DNA-templated transcription
Cellular component (GO): transcription factor TFIIH holo complex; transcription factor TFIIH core complex
Molecular function (GO): zinc ion binding
Source: RefSeq, a predicted model, not a curated record
CAAAUCCUGACUUUACAAAGAAUUCCUCUUUUCUUGUCUUCAGAUUGCUUUCCCUCAAAAAAGGAAAAAAAAAAAAAAAAAAAAAAAAAGGUUUUUCUCAGGUAUGGUUUAACUGAAAGCUAGUUAAUUUCUCCUCUCUUUCCAUUAUAAUUAUACAUCGCUCCUGAUAAAUGCAGUAAGCAGAAGGGUACGGAAGUGGUUAGUUUUGCCCCACUCCUGUUUCAAGAAUUGUUACUGCUGUUUACAUGUUUUCUUCCUCAUGUACUGCCUGACGUGGAUGCAGAGUGAGACUCCUUAGAAACGGAUGUUCAGUAACUUUCCUGUAAUUCAAGAGGUGAAGCCCAGUCUUGGCAUGCUUCCACCGUAUCCAAUAAAGUUUUAAUCGCUCUGCAGAACAGUCAGCAAUUAGCUCAGCUAGCUCUGAGUUAAUCCUCUGUGUGGUGCUUGUGAAAUGGAAACUCUUGGUGACAUGAAAUGAAUACUCAGAAUUAUUUUAGGUAGAUAGAAAACAUGAUUACUUAGCAUCAAAAUACCUGAAACUUCUUGAUUUUGCUGGCGCGGUGAUAGAUGACUGCCUUCAUUAACCGGCGUAUGAGCAUAAUCAGGUGUUAAAAUCCAAUGCGUUUUCCAGGCUCCCGCGUUCUUCUGUUAAUUACUGAAAUUGUUUUGGUUAAUUGCUGAAGUGCCACCGAGACCCAGGCAGUGCCAGGAGCCUGGCGGCUGUGCCCGGAGACACUGUCGAGGGGGCUCCGAGCGACGUCUCCGUGAGGCGUCUUCCCCAGGCGCCCAUCGUCUCCAUGGCCGCGCUUGGAGGAUUUUGGAGAUCUGAUGGAAAACACAGCGGAUCCUUCCCGGAACGGUCGCUCCGCGGCCCGGGCGGCGGCCGGGGCACUUUGGCGGCGCACCGAGGCGGAAGAGGGCGGGCGCCAACGUGUCCGGGACGGCAAGGCCUGGCGACGGCGGCGGGCCAGGGCUUCUCUCCGUCCUGCGGUUCCACUCAGCCUUCCUCGGCUCCCCGCGGCUGCCUUUAGCCCCCCUCGGCUGCCCUUAGCCCCUCUGGGCCCUUCUCACUCCCCUCAGUGUCCCGCGGCUCCUCUCUCAGACCUCCUCUCACCCCCAUCUUCUUCCCUUCUCAUCUCCCCUGAGCUCCCUGGAUAUUCCCUCAGCGCCCCGCAUCUCCCCUGGUCUCCUCUCAGCCCCCCUCAUCCCCCGCGGAGAUGGAUGACGAGCCCGAGAGGACCAAGCGCUGGGAAGGAGGCUACGAAAGAACAUGGGAAAUUCUUAAGGAAGACGAGUCCGGGUCGUUGAAAGCAACCAUCGAGGACAUUCUCUUCAAGGCAAAGAGGAAAAGACUCUAUGAACACCAUGGACAAGUUCGGCUUGGAAUGAUGCGCCACCUCUACGUGGUUAUUGAUGGAUCAAGAACCAUGGAGGACCAAGACUUGAAACCGAACAGACUUACUUGCACUCUGAAGUUACUAGAAUAUUUUGUUGAAGAGUACUUUGAUCAGAAUCCUAUUAGUCAGAUUGGUCUAAUUGUAACCAAGAGUAAAAGAGCAGAAAAAAUGACAGAGCUCUCAGGAAACUCAAAAAAACAUGUAACUGCUCUGAAGAAAGCAGUGGAUAUGAACUGCAGCGGAGAACCUUCUCUAUAUAAUUCCCUAAAUUUGGCCAUGCAGACUUUAAAGCACAUGCCAGGACAUACAAGCAGAGAGGUUUUGGUAGUCCUCAGCAGUCUGACAACAUGUGAUCCAGGCAACAUCUAUGAUCUAAUUAAGUGUUUAAAAGCAGUAAAGAUCAGAGUAUCUGUCAUCGGCCUAAGUGCUGAAGUUCGAGUUUGUACAGUGCUUGCCCGAGAAACUGGCGGAACAUACCACGUUAUUUUAGAUGAAGGUCAUUAUAAGGAGCUGCUGAUGCACCAUGUUAGUCCUCCACCUGCCAGUUCCACUUCUGAGUGCUCCCUUAUUCGAAUGGGUUUUCCUCAGCAUACUAUUGCUUCUCUAUCUGAUCAAGAUGCAAAGCCCUCCUUUAGCAUGGCGCAAUUGGAAAAUAAUAGUGACCCAGGCCUUACACUGGGUGGAUAUUUCUGUCCUCAGUGCAGAGCCAAGUACUGUGAGCUUCCUGUGGAAUGCAAAAUCUGUGGUCUUACGUUAGUGUCUGCACCGCACCUGGCUCGGUCUUACCAUCACUUGUUUCCUUUAGAUGCCUUUCAGGAAGUUCCACUGGAAGAAUACAAGGGGGAACGGUAUUGUCAAGGCUGCCAGGGAGAAAUAAAAGAUCAAAAUGUUUACAUAUGCAAAGUGUGUCAGAACACAUUUUGUGUGGAAUGCGAUCUGUUUGUUCACGAUUCGCUGCACUGCUGUCCUGGCUGUAUUCACGAGCACCCUGCUCCUGUAUCUGUAUGAUCACAUACCUUUUCAAAAGUUGCUGUAUCUUUGUCAUUUUUGCAUGGCUCUAGUUUGUUUAUUCACCUCUCACUUUAACUGAUGCAUCUCUGAACAAGAAGAUGAUUACAGAAGGAUGAACAGUGGAGUAGAUGCAAAUUUUAAUGUUCUAUUGAUUUUAUUACUGUUAAUAUAUACUUGAAUAAUCUGUAUCUAUUUUUUGUUCUUGUCUAAAGAACUAUUGGUUUUUCCAGCUUUUAUUAUAACAUGUAUAUUUGUAAAUGUGAAAGGGAUAUAACUGGUCUUUAUUAUAAUGUGAUGAUUCAUCUUGGUUUCAUGACUUGUUUAAAAAGAAGCCCUGAGAAAUACAUUUUACGCAUCUAUUGUUACAAACUUAUGGUUUUGGUGGAUGGUGGAUUUCUGUAGAUGAAAAUAUUCUUUUGCAAGUAUUUAAGAAAGAUGUUUUUGAGCAAUGAAUUGGUGGACAUCUCAUGUACUAAUUUCAAGUAUUAUGAGUAUUCACCUUGGCGUUCAGUAAGGCAGCUCAAAUACAGCUGUUAGAAAUGUGCUGAAAACACAUUUUAGGUUUUAAGGUGCAACUCAGAGCCAACUGAAUUCUAUCACUCCUGUGUCUGCAGCUGUCUGGUUAAAUUUCAGUUUCAUGUAGGAGGGUAGGAUUGCUGAAAGGUAAGUAACAUGCAAAAGAGCAAGACCUGAGUUCAUACAAACUACUGGCUGAUGGAUUCAGUAUUGAAGAUGAAAAGAGCUGCUGUUUGGUUCUGAAGCUACACUGAGUUGAAAGAACUGCACAUCAUCUUCUCUCCUUGGCUAAACCUCUAGGGCAACGGACAGUAAGGUGGGUGUAGGAGGGGAAGUGUCCAUCCUUACCUGAACGUUGAAGAAUAGAAAUUGAGACAAAUGCAGGACUACCAUUUUGUAGUUUCUGUUUAAAGUGUGUUUGCAGCUUGAACCUGUGAGAAUUGUAGUGUGCUACAUCUCAGUAAAAGGAGGUUACAGGUAUAAUGUCUGAAGCAAUACAUCACAAUGGGUUUUCUAGAGUCACCUUGUGAUAAUUGUAAACACAUCAGUGAUUGAUGUGCUCUGGGUGUAUAGGACUUAAUUUUUGAGCUUUGUUUUUUGUCAGAUUAGAAAUGGCAGUAUAACAUAUUAAUGGCAAUAUAACAUAAAAAUCUUAACACUGAAACAAGCAAAAAACCCAACUCCCUCAUACGCUAGUUCAAUUUUUCAUGCUCACCAUAUAUAUAAACACUGCAUGCUACUUUUAAGUUCUUACAGGCCAUUUUCAUUCAAGUGUUAGUAUGGCUCUUUCUGUGCUUUUUCUGCUGAUAGUGUCUGCCUGCUGGAUAGAGUGCAGUCAUUCCCUUGGUGUUGUCAGAAAAAUAACUUUUGAGCAUCUGCACCUCAUUUUGUGCUAAGUCAAACAAACUCUAUAAAUCCUUUGUGCUGUCAGGUGGUUGCAAGGCCUAUUACUAAAACCGAGCAGAAAAAGGACAUAGAGUGUUUGUACUAGUCUAGCAGGCCAUUCCAAGCCAAACUAAUGCUCUGAGCAUCUGGCUCUUAGAUACUCUGAUGCUGGUGACAGCCUCUUGAGACAGUGUUUUCUGGUAGUAUUUCCAUCUUUGCAGUCAGUAUUUUCUAAUAAGGAAAUAAUUUCUAGUAUUUUCUAAUGGAAAUAAAAGGGGGUUGUCAGAACACUCCAACUCCUUCUUUUUCUCUUGCUAGAUACUAAAAUAACAUACUUCUAUCCAGCUUCUAUUUCUGAAAGUAAAAAGUGUAGAAGUUGCAGCCAUAUACCCCAUUAUCACCUUGUGGUCACAGCAAUAAUUUGGUUUGUGCUUUCCUACCUUCUCAUUGGUCGAACAGUUCAAACUAGCUCCUGAAAAAUCACUGCUAAGGCAAUAUUUCUCUGAUGUAUAAACACUUUCAUCUGUGUCCUAAGUAUUUAAAGCGGCAGGGAGGAAAUCGUUCUUCCACCUGUUGUCUUUGACUGGGAUUCACUGACUAUCAAGUCUCCCUUGCAUGUGGGAAGCUUCAACUUUUAAAAUUCUUGUUUAUUUCCUUAUUUACUGUAUCUGCCAUAAGAUCAGUCAAUCAAUGAGGUUAUUAGGAGGCCUGUGAGAAACUCUUGCAGGUUCUGAAGAUGUUGUCUAAAAGGUUUCAGACUUGCUGAAGGAAGAGACAAAAAGACCAAAGCACCCUAGGAUGAAGUUGAGUAUGCAGCUGUAGCAAAAAGUUUGAGACUAGAGAGUGCUGCCAUGUGGAAGGGAGAGGAUUUCAAAAAGGUGAGGGCCCUCACUUUCCUUCCAGUUUACAUUUUCUUCGUAGGAAAAAAAGUUCCCAUCUGUAGUAGCACUCAGCUAAUUUCUGAGAGUGGAAAUGCUGAUAUUCAUUAAAAUGGAGUGAAAGAGAACCCCACACUGGAGCAGGUGGAUGCCUGAAGGAGGCUGUGACCAUGUGGAAGGUCCACACUGUACUGAGCUCUGUGGUCUCAUGGAGAGAGGAGUCCAUCCUGGAGCAGGUUUGCUGGCAGAACUUGUGACCCUGUGGAGGAUCAUGCUGGAGCAGCCUGAUCCUGAAGGACUGCACCUGGUGGAUGGGACCGCACCGGAGCAGUUCUUUAAGAACAGCAAGCCUUGAGGAGGACCCACAUUGGAGAAGUUCACGGAUGACUGUCUCCCAUGGGAGGGACCAUCCUGGAGUAGGGGAAAAGUGUGAGCAGUCCUUGCCAAUGGAGAGGAAGCAGUAGAGUUGUAUGAUGAAUUGGCCACAGACCCCAUUUCUCUGCAUUGCUGGGGGCAUGCAGGUAGAGCAAAUUGUAGGUGAAGUUAAGUUCAUAAAGAAGGGAAGGGUGGGAGGAAGGUGUUUCAAGAUUUGGGUUUAUUUCUCAUUAACCUAAUUUGGUAGCAAAUUAAUUUCCCCUGUUUAAGACUGUUUUGCCCAACAGUAACUGGUGAAUAAUUGUUUUCCUGUCCUUAUCUUGAUCCACAACUCUUCCAUUGUGUUUCCUCUUCGCUGUGCAGCUAAGGAGGGUACAGUAGAGCAGCUUUGGUGGGCGCCUCUUGUCCAGCCAGGGUCAACUGACCACAGUAAUUUUUCAAAAUGUAGAAGGACUAGAAGACUUUUAUAACAACCACAGCACUUUUUGGCUUGGGAUUUGAAGGAGAGAGGAAUGUAACUUAUGGCCAGUUUAAAAAAACAAAACCAAAAAUGAACAAACAAAAAAACCAAACCAAACAAACAAACAAAAAAGAAAACCCAAACAAAACAAAACCAAAAAACAACCAAACAAACAAAGAAAAAACAAACAAACACAAAAAACCCCACAAACCCCAACACCUCACAAACAACAAAAAAACCCCCACAAACCAACAGAUUGGAAGAUCCUGUAUUUAGAAUCACUUUCUUAAGGAUGAAUUUGUUUGGUAAAUGUCAUAAAUUUGUAGGAUCCCUCAACUACUUGAGAAAACAAAGCUCUUUAGACUUCUAGGGUGCAGAAUUUGAAUACGUAUAGCUGACCUGCAGACAUGUCUGCUACAUUCUGAACCAUUACAGAGCAAUUUUCUAUAGUUGUCUUGCUACAAUACUAGUAACAACAUGACAGAACUGUAUGUUUUGCCACCUUUUUUUUUAAUCUAAGCAGAAAUUCAAAAUGUGCCAUUAAUAUUCAGUAAUGGCUUUGAGAUGGAAGAAUUAAGUUUGAGGUUCACUGAGGCCACUCUAGAUUUUUAAGCUACAAGAUGAAGUUCUUUGGAUCUGCUAAUUGCCUGUGUCAUCUUGCUCAAAUCUCAUGUCUCUUCUUCCCCUCCAUUUUGGUUGUAACACCUUCUGAAUAUUUGCUGUUGUCAUUGUAAACGUACUAGUCAAUUGGAGUUCACAGAAAUUUCAAUUUGGCUAGUCAGAUUUAAUAAUACACCUGUUUAUACCAUCUCUGCAGUUACCUUAUCUCUUCUUAGUAAGCUAAAAUCAACUUUUGUGACCUCUAGAAACCAUGUUGUUGUGGAAAGAGAAGUGAUGAUGAAUGUUAUCUAAAAGAUAUGCAUAAUAUAAUUUAGUAGUCUUGUUUUUUCAAAAAAAAGUCAAAAAAUAUCCUGUAGCAGAGACAAAUGACAAUUAAAUACAUGAGCUGAAUCCUUCUGCUUUGGGCUCACUCCCAAAUGUAGUCUUUGAUUUUCUCAACUUUGUCAAAUACAUGGAGACAGGAUUCCAGGAAGUCCAUGAACAACUGCAGAAGAGUUAAAACCCUGCCAUAAGAAAUGAAUAUGAUAAAGAUCUUUUUGUCCUAUACGUCUCAUUCAUCAUGGUCUCUAAUGGAAAUGGGGAAAUGGCAAUUGCUGCUUUUUUUUCUCACAUCCCUGUUCAAUCCAGUGUGCAGUGUUUUUGCUGUGGGUUAGUUGUAUUUACCAUCAUGGUUAGACACACCCCAUGCGAACAGCACAAGAAAUUCUGUCCUCCUUGUGAAUUUGUUCUGGCAAAAGUGUGAGUAGUAUUUCAAAGUAUGACACUGUGUUCAGAAGUUGAAGAACCCAGCAGAGACACUUACAGGUACAGCGUGAGGAUGCAGUCCUUUGCUAGAUGGCUGUUGUAUGCCAGAGGAAUGAACCCUGAUUUUCUUCCCAGAGCUGGGUUUUUCUUUACAAGUAAUUGAAAGCAAAGCUGGGAGGGAUUGUUGGUUUGAUUUAUGGAAUGGCACAAGUCUACUUAGAGCACUUGAAUGAGUAUACAUUUUAUUUUCAUGCAUCGUUUGGCAAUGCACUGUGUUGUGUUCUCAUCCACAUGAUGAAGAAUACAAGCAACUCACUUGAUCCUCGGGCAAAAACUGUUCUACUUUUUAUCAUUCUUGCUGUGUUCCCUGCACCUUUUCUUGUUCAAAUACAGUAUUUUUUGAGUUGAGGGGACUUCUUUCAAAUGCACUCUUUAAUAUGUGGAACAGCUGUGGAUUUUUACAGUGACAUAAUUAUAUUUUUUUCUUAUUACUUUGUAACAGGUGCCAGGCUUACAGAUACAAUGUCUCUUCCUCUACCCCAGAGGUGAAGACUGCUCUUUAAAAUUUGGCAAUAUAUUUUUUCCACUAAUUGCUUUGAUUUUGGAUUUACCUUCUGCUAUAUACCCUCCCCUUUUCCAGUUUAGACAAUGGGAACCUCCCUGAAUUCAUCUGCAGUAGACAUUAAUAAUAUUCCAGAGAGCAUCACUUCAAAUCCUCUGCAAUUGUACUGUCCCUUUGGGAAGGUUAUUUAAGGUUACUUACUAACAGCCUGGUUAGCAUAUGGCUCUGCCAGCUCUCUUCACUGGCUUUUUGUUCCUGUUGUCUGGAACAAGAUUUAAAUUAGUUUAAAUUAAGUUUAGGUAUUCUCAUACAUUUUAUUUUUUACCCAGCCUAUCUGAUUUUAUUUUACCCACUUCAUUUGCCAGGAGUUUUGAGCCAUUUAUCGGGAGCCAUUUAUUUGAGCCAUUUAUCCUGUGACUGCAGGAUGACAGUCUGUUGCAGGUGAAUUUAAAGGAGAGAACUUCAAAUUAAGUGUCUGAGUAGAGAAGACAGUGUUUCAGGAUAAAUGAAUCUUCUGUUUGUAUACAACAAUUGCAAAUGAUCAUUUUUAAUGGGUAUUACUUCUUCCUGUUUGCUCUAUACACACCCAAAAUAUGUCUAGCUUCUCAAACUGUAUUCAGCCUGCUUACAUCCUAGACUUUGCUGAGACCUCUAUUGAAAUGCCUUCUUAGUUCCCCCUCUACAAAGCAAUGGAAAUUACAAGAAAAACAAGCAAUGGGAAAAUAGACUGACUUAAAAUAGAGCUUCAUGACAUUGUUACUAGUUAUAGUAGCUUGUAUGCCCUAGCUGUUAAAACUCUGUAUUUCCAUAAUUUUUUUUGAAUGUAAUUAUUUUCUAGUAUAGUCUUAAAACUACCAUAUUGUACAUAGGCCAGGGAAAAUGCUUGUUUGGUUUUUUUCUGUAAACAAAUGCAAAAUCUGUCAUAUUAUCUGCCUUUAUUUUUGACAUACAUUUCAGGAUAUAUAGUGAUUUAAUUACAGGAGUCACAUCUUGUAAGUAGUGACCAUAAGGCAAGGCUGGAAAGCUCAUGUGAUGGUAUUCAGGCCUGAAAGAGAUUGUUAUGAUUGAUACCUCCAUCUCUGCAGAGCUGAUCUGAUGUCUGACCUCCAGUGGCUGCACAAGUGGGUGUUUUAUUUGCUUUGUCCUGUAAGAGCGGUAUUUGAACACUUGUAAACACACCAGUAUCUUAUUCUACUAGGCACUGCUAGAAUCUAUUAUAUAUUAUUCUACUAUAUGCCUGCUAGAGUAUCCUUUAUCAGUCUCCUCAGUCUGAGUAUCACAAUGCUAAAACGUGUACAGUUCAAAGUUCUACUGUUUUUUCAACCUAGCAGCAACAAAUUUAUUUUUAAUGUACCAUACCGCAUAUAUUCACUGUUUAUUUGUUCAUGUUUCAUAUGGCAUUGGAGCAUCUUUAAAUCUUUAUUGAUGUCUGUUUGAUUUUGUAGUGAAAGUUGCAAACUAUGGAGGUGUCCAGAAGCUCGGGAAGCUCUGUUAGCAAAUCACUGUUACAGAGAUUUCUGGACAAUACUUGAUAAUGUGUCUGCUUUAAAACAAGUGCCAUUAUCUGCAUUUUCACGCAUCAGAUCACAACCAGAGCAGCAGCAAUGAUGGAUUUCAUCACUGUUUCUUGAUUGUCUGGUCCUGUGACAAUAGUAAAGGUGGGUUGGCUCUUUGAUACAGAGGCCCUUAAAGUAUCUAUUAUCAUGAUGAAGGAUCCCCAGUGUAGUAGUUUAAAAUUACCCUAGCAAUGGGUUUUGCCCCUUUCCCCAAUUUUUCAAGCCUAGGAAAGUUUGUAAGUGCUAGGGUUUGGGUUUUUUUUCCUUCUUGUAGUGUUCACUACACACCUCCAUUACAAAUAAACAUUGCCCUGUUUCCACGCAAGACAGGGUUAAUUUCUCCAGCAGCUAGGAGAGGGCAUGACUAGGAGUCCCAGAUUAUUCUGUACCACCUCACAUCUUCGAUUGGAAUGGGAGAAGGGACCUUUCCAUGUCACAGAUCCUGGCAGCCGCCAGCUGUUGUUGGGAGUUCCCAGCGUGGUGAGCACUCACGUGUGAAUGAUUGGCCUCUUUCUUGUACACCCUUCUGUUAAUAUUCUAUUCAGUUGUUUCGCUUGCAAUUAAAUCAGUUACACGAAUCAUUUAUUUAGAACAUAAACCACUACUGAACUCAGAACUGCAAUAAAAUUGUUGUAUGACAGAUUUUACUAGUGUUAAGAAGUGAUGAAGGCCAAUUUUUGUAACCAUGCCAGACACCAACACAACUAAUUGAAGCAGAGGGCAGCUCUGCCUCUUCAGCAAUCUGAAAAGAUGAUUUAGAAGCUUUGCCUCACUGCAUUCAGUCUUAAUUUAUGUCACCUAGACAAUUUUUAAAAAAGCGUUCCAAGUAGCUUAGGUAAGUUAUAAGUCUUUUUUUGCUCAAUUACUUGUGGGAAAAUUAAUUUUUUGACACAUGACCACAGUAGGAAGUGAAUGCAGUAAAGUUCAUGCCUGUAUUUCCCUGAAAAGCAAACCACUGUCAUUAACUAAAUUACUGUCCAGUUUUGUAGCUACAGACUCUAUUAAAAGUAGGGUAGAGUAAAAUUCAGCCCUACAUUGUAAGGGCUGAAACCUAUGUCCAUACUUACCUUUCCACAGGCUUUCC